Molecule: messenger RNA, 1191 nt
Organism: Caenorhabditis remanei
Lineage: Eukaryota; Metazoa; Nematoda; Chromadorea; Rhabditida; Rhabditidae
Exons: 7
Coding region: 1-1191 (396 amino acids)
Cellular component (GO): membrane
Molecular function (GO): carboxylic ester hydrolase activity
Source: RefSeq, a predicted model, not a curated record
AUGGAGUGGCUAUACUGGUUAUACUGGCUCUUGGUAAUUUCAUUCUUUGUAUAUUCCUUCUACCUGCUACACAUCCCAUUACCACAUGAUAUCUCCGACCGGUCGAAGUUAGCAAUCGCUGAAUUUUUAUUAAGAUUGUCGAAUGAAUACUUGGGUGAUUUGAUUGAAAAUGUUUUUGGACCUGAAGUUCGGAACAAAGUUACCAGAUUUAUUAUGAGUGUCGGAUUUCUUAUUCCAACCAAACCACCUGCAGGAAUCACGAGAAAGCGAGUUAGAGUUCAAGGAGUUAGUUGCAUUACUUACCAAAUUGAACAAUCGAAAAACGAUGGUCUUCUCAUUUUCAUUCACGGUGGUGGAUGGUGCGUUGGGGAAGCAAAAUACUACGAUGAUAUUAUGUAUCAACUAUGUCAAAGAAUAGGCUGUAAUGGACUAUCGAUAGAUUACCGUCUUGCUCCAGAACAUCCUUUCCCUGCCGGACUCAAUGAUUGCCAUGCCGUAGUAUUAGAACUUUGUAAUAAUGGGCUACCGGACUUGCCGUUCAAUAGAAAGAAAGUUUUGAUUUCUGGAGAUAGCGCAGGAGGGAACCUGGCUGCAGUCGUAUGUCAACGAAUGCAUCGAGAACACAACGAUGUCCUAUUGGGUCAGAUAUUGAUCUAUCCGGUUACACAUGUUUUCAACUUUACAAGUGCUUCAUAUCAAGAAUAUUGGAAGUCAUAUGCGGGAACAGCGCUGCUCAAUCCAAAGCACAUGGCGAGAUGGAUGCUUUUGUAUCUUGGAUUAGAUGCAACUAAAAGUAAUAUCAAGAAAGUGAUGAAUUCGCAACAUGUUCCGUUGAAUUUAUUGGAACAAAAACAGUAUUCAUCAUGGUUGUAUCAUUUAAAUGAUAGGAAACAAGAAAAAACUGCUGAUUCGGUUUUAACUGAGCAAUUUAGAAAGCUUGGAACAAAUCCAGAUGUCUCUCCAAUGUUUGGAGAUACCGAUGGGCUCCCACCUGCUCUAGUUCUAACUGCAGGAUAUGACGUUUUAAAAGAUGAAGGAAUCCAGUAUGCAGACAAACUCAAACAAUCUGGAGUUCGAACUGAGUGGUGUCAUUAUCCACGAGCUUUCCAUGGACUUUUCAAUAUGCCAAACAGCAAUGAUCGAGUUGAAAUGAUGCAAGCUGUUGUUGAUUUUGCGAAAGGGUUACUGUAG